GACUAGGUCCUAGCACUUGUAAGCCAUAUCUAGGGCGUCUUGAACGUAUAUAUAGGCGGGAGCAACACGAAGCGACUCGACAGUUCUAUCGGCCAGUCAUGGAUGCUCAUUACCUGGCGGAACGCGACCGUCUCAUCGCGGAGGACAGGAGCUUGAGAGUGGAUGCCCUCGCACUCGAUCAGGCUACGGACGCCGAGAAGAAAGCGGAUGCCAUAGUCAGGAAGUUGCGCGCCUUGGAGAACGAGACAGUGUGGGGCCCGAAUGCACCACCCCCACCUGGAUCUCUUCAUGUGUUUCCAGGGAUGAGUUUUUUAACAGCCCGCGAAACGAUUGUGAAGACGAGAUUGUUCAAUAUUAUCAGUAAGAUGCCGAAGGGCGGUCUGUUGCACGCCCACCUCGACGCGACAGUGAACGCUCGUAUGCUCCUCCGCCUGGCUUUCAAGUACCCCGCAUACCACGUGCGCACAAAUGUCCGGCUCACGAGGGAGACCAUAUCGACCACAUUGCCAGAGUUCCGCCCGUUGAAGGAAAGCCAGUGGACAACACUGACGAGUCUCACCGACGACGCAUACACCCCCGGGUCGUGGGUGCCGCUGGCUAGUGCAAGGGAGACCUUUGACCCGAGCCUUGGCGGUCCUGAUGGCUUUGACGACUGGGUUAUCGCUGCGCUGACGAUCAACCCCACCGAAGCGUACCAUACGCAUAAUACGACAGACAAGAUCUGGCAGAAGUUUCAGUCAACUUUCUUUGUAACUCGGGGCUUUUCGCGGUACUUCCCGCUUUGGAUUGAGUAUCUCCGCGAGUUUUUCCUGUCCUCGGUCGACGACGGCAUUUCAUAUGUGGAGCCGCGUGUCCCGUUCUGGUUCAAACAUAUGAUCGAUGCAGGCGGAGAAGAGAACGUCCCACAUCGUGAAUGGCUUAUCGCGUACAACCGUGUCAUUCAGGAUGUGAAAGACAAGCUUGCAAAGCUAGGGAGGGCGGACGAGUUCGUUGGCUCUAAGAUUAUUUACAGCACUUUACGAGUGUGCACCCCCGAAGAGCUCGAGUGGUAUCUUGAGGACUGUAUCGCGCUCAAGCAGGAAUUUCCCCACUUGAUAUGUGGAUUCGAUCUGGUGGGACACGAAGAUCCUCUCAAGCCGCUCAUCUACUACUUCGCCCCGCUUAGAGAGUUCGUGCGCCGGCAGAAGGAGCUUGGACUCCACAUUCCAUUCAUCUUCCACGCCGGCGAGACUCUCGGCGAUGGUACAGCGGCGGACAUGAACCUAUAUGAUGCUAUCCUCCUAGGGACGAAGCGCAUUGGUCAUGGGUUCUCUCUCGUAAAACAUCCUAGGAUUCUAGAAAUAUGCAGGGAGCGACAGAUUGCGGUAGAAGUCUGUCCAAUUUCCAACGAAAUCUUGCGAUACACGGGCUCUAUGCCGAUGCACCCGCUGCCCAUCCUGAUGAGCCAAGGCAUUCACAUUGCAUUAAGCUCAGACGACCCAGCGAUGUUUGGAAUCAUGGGCCUUUCAUUCGACUUCUUUCAGGUUGUUGUGGCGAGCGAGGUGACUGGACUCAUCACGUUGAAAGAGAUGGCCCAAGACAGCAUAAAGUAUUCGUGCCUCCAACCAGAGCAGCAGCAACGAGCUUUGUCGCUCUACCGCCAGAGAUGGCUCACGUUCGUCGAUUGGGUCAAUGAUACUUUUGGAGAAGAUUACUAGCGACCGUCUCGGCAUACUAACUGCCUCCAUCCCGAUUCAACUCGUUGAUGGUCAGAAUUGAUAGUUUCAUACAGAAUUACGCGCAUCUCGGGCAGCUACUAAACUAGAGUCUCAGCCAUCAUGAGUUGGGCGCGAUAGGGGUCAUGUCGUCGGAAUGAUGCUCUGGUGCUAUGCGCUGAGCGGAUAUGAUCUUUCUUUUCCCCAUAAAUCCCUCCGUCUCUAUUGUCCUCCAUACAAGCUACUUAUUGCAAGGGAUCUGAAAGAGAGUAGGUGCCUUUGCGGCAGCGCCGCUAUCGACACUGAAGAAUAGGGGCAACCCGGCCUCAAACUGCGGGUGAUGACCACGUCGGUCAUAUUCGCCAUCUUGCAGCCGAAGGGGCAGACAAUGGCUUCGCAAUAGAUAAGACAAUGCUGUAAGGUUAUCGUUGACAUCUUCAGAGAAUCCCUCGCGCA
Messenger RNA from Dichomitus squalens LYAD-421 SS1, 2150 nucleotides. Its product is annotated as Metallo-dependent hydrolase. The record is from RefSeq and is a predicted model, not a curated record. The transcript is spliced from 13 exons. Gene Ontology annotation, molecular function: adenosine deaminase activity. Gene Ontology annotation, biological process: adenosine catabolic process; purine ribonucleoside monophosphate biosynthetic process; inosine biosynthetic process. Lineage: Eukaryota; Fungi; Basidiomycota; Agaricomycetes; Polyporales; Polyporaceae. The coding region runs from base 99 to 1697 and encodes 532 amino acids.